Messenger RNA from Stomoxys calcitrans (stable fly), 1541 nucleotides. RefSeq names its product paired box pox-neuro protein (gene Poxn). Gene Ontology annotation, biological process: regulation of transcription by RNA polymerase II; anatomical structure development. The record is from RefSeq and is a predicted model, not a curated record. Gene Ontology annotation, molecular function: RNA polymerase II cis-regulatory region sequence-specific DNA binding; DNA-binding transcription factor activity, RNA polymerase II-specific. Lineage: Eukaryota; Metazoa; Arthropoda; Insecta; Diptera; Muscidae. Bases 1 to 1422 code for a protein of 473 amino acids. The transcript is spliced from 4 exons.
AUGCCUCAUACAGGCCAAGCUGGUGUCAAUCAACUGGGUGGAGUAUUUGUCAAUGGUCGUCCCCUGCCGGACUGUGUUCGAAGGCGAAUUGUGGAACUGGCUUUGUGUGGCGUUAGACCAUGUGACAUAUCAAGGCAGUUGUUAGUAUCACAUGGCUGUGUCUCCAAAAUCCUAACCCGCUUCUAUGAAACGGGCUCCAUACGUCCUGGCUCCAUUGGUGGCAGCAAAACAAAGCAAGUGGCAACACCCACGGUGGUUAAGAAAAUCAUACGUCUCAAAGAGGAAAACAGCGGCCUCUUUGCCUGGGAAAUACGUGAACAGUUGCAACAGCAACGCAUUUGCGAUCCCAGCUCGGUGCCCUCGAUAAGCUCUAUAAAUAGAAUAUUACGCAAUAGUGGCCUAUGGACAGACGAAAUGACUUCAAAUCAGCAAAAUGCAGCAGCAGCUGCAGCUGCAGCAGUGGCUUCAGGGGGGCAUCCUGUUAAUACCACCAGCGCAGGUUACACGGUGCCAAACUCCAUGUAUACCAACACCAACAAUUCGGCUGGCCUGCCCCCAAGUGUCUCUGAGUCAGCGGGUCCUGGGACUUUUCCCCAUAACCGUAACCCACAUCAUAGUCAACAGCAGGCCAUGGCCUUAGCCAGUUCUUAUCGUUAUGCGGAUGUGGCUAUGCCCACGGCUUCCAAUAGCCAUCAGCAUCUUGCCUCCGGUGAUCAUCCCAUUAAACCAGCACCAAAGCAUCCCAUGGCUGGCCUAACAGCAGCUUCAUCCGCCUCCUCACCCCAACUUACACCACAAGAUCUUUCCUAUUCGGCUGCUUUGCAGAAACAUUGGUUUUGGAAUCCCUCUUUGCUCUACUACACCCAGCAUGUGCAAGCUGCCAGCCAAUUCCUGCCCUAUACCAGCCAUGGUCAAUCGCCCUCGGCUGCCUAUUUCCCUGCCUCAAUGCACGGCGGAGGUUAUACGAAAUCUGAGAGUUCCAUAGAUUUGACCACACCCUCGGCCACCGAUGCUCUAAGUGAUUGUGACAGUGGCAAAUCCUCGCCGGCCACCAUCAAUUUAAGUUCCACCUCCGCUUCAUCAUGCCCCACGGCCACCAAUCCAUCCACCAACAGCCGCAAGCGUAACCCCUACUCUAUUGAGGAGCUGCUUAAGAAACCAGAAAAGCGUAUGCGCUUAAAUGCCAAUUCCACAGCAGCCUCCUUGAGAUUGAGCCCCAAGAAGGAAGAUUGCAAUGUCAGUGUGUGCUCGGCCAGCAGUGGCCACAGCAAUAACAGCAGCAGCAGUCACAUCAGUUGUGUGGGCGAAGACAGUUGUGAUGAACCCAUUCGCCAUCGUUCACCUUUGAGUGCAGGGCCAUCAGCCUCGGUGGCCAACAUUGAGGCUGAGGAAAAUUGUGAGACAGUGGAGGUGGUCAACUGAAGCUUUUAAAGAAGAAUUCCGUCAAAUUGUGUUAUUUAUUGGUAGAUGUUUUCCUAAGCUAAGUUAUUUAAAUGAGAGUAUUUUAGUCCUACAUAGUUCUUUAGAUUCCUUAGAGUAAU